Cotesia glomerata is the source of this 1950-nucleotide messenger RNA. RefSeq lists its product as uncharacterized. NCBI's taxonomy places the organism in Eukaryota, Metazoa, Arthropoda, Insecta, Hymenoptera, Braconidae. Gene Ontology annotation, biological process: DNA integration; DNA recombination. The transcript is spliced from 3 exons. The record is from RefSeq and is a predicted model, not a curated record. Gene Ontology annotation, molecular function: DNA binding. The coding region runs from base 1 to 1950 and encodes 649 amino acids.
AUGGAGGACCUAAGAUCAGCAAGAAACUUGCUAGAUAAAAAUGCUUUUAUGGCAAGUAUUGAUGUAGAAGACGCCUAUCUCUUAGUACCGGUAGACAAAGCUAGAAUUUUAGUGGCUUGUUGCCCAGGAGUAGAAUAUGGUAAAGUAUUUUGCAAAAGACUUGAGAGAGCAAAAUGGUUGGCAUUGUUAGUAAAUAAUAAUGACUUUGAGGGAUCUAUGAAACUAAACGAGACUGUAUUCGAGGAUGUACUCUGGUGGAAAAGAAAUAUCUCGAAAACAAGUAGUAGGAUAAAAACCCAAAAUUACAGCCUAGUCAUCAGUUCUGAUGCUUCUAGAACUGGUUGGGGUGCAGAAUCACAGGGAAAUGUGACACACGGUUUCUGGAGCCCGGAAGAUCAAAAAUUACAUAUUAACCAUUUAGAGCUUCUAGCAGCCUUUUUUGCACUUAAAUGUUUUGCCUCAGAGGCUCGCGACUGUGAAAUAUUACUCCGUAUUGAUAAUACAACGGCAAUAGCGUAUAUUAAUAAAGCGGGAGGAAUUAAAUACCCAGGGCUUAGCGAGCUAGCAAGGAGUAUCUGGCAAUGGUGCGAGAGUAGGAAUAUUUGGGUGGUAGCUUCUUAUAUUCCGUCAAAGCUAAAUGUCGAAGCUGAUAGAGCUUCCAGACAAGUAAAUCUGGAUACUGAAUGGGAAUUGUCACAAACUGCCUUUCAAAAAGUCUUAGGUUGUUAUGGCCCUUUCUCAAUCGAUCUUUUUGGUUCUCGCGUUAACAAAAAAUGCUCAAGGUUCUGUUCGCGCUAUCCGGACCCGGACGCAGAGUUAGUAGAUGCAUUUACUUUCUCAUGGAGGAGUGAAAGGUUUUAUGCAUUUCCACCUUUUGCCCUUAUAUUACCAGCUUUAAGAAAAAUAAUUAAUGAUAAAGCUUCGGGAGUUCUAAUUGCAACAGAAUCAUCCACUUGCUCGCAAAUUAUCUCUAAUGGUCGGCAAAUUAUCAGGCAAGCUUUCAUCAGAAAAGGAAUUUCAAACGAAGCAGCGGAAAUAAUGUUAGACUCCAUAACAGAGUCUACAGUCAAGCAAUAUGAAGGCUGCCUGAAAAAGUGGCUGUUUUUUGCAGACCAAGAAAGAAUAGAUGCCUUUAAUCCUCAAAACACUGAUGUCAUAAAAUUCUUGGCGGAUAGAUUUAGUAAAGGAGCAAAAUAUGGGACCAUAAACUCAACAAGAGCAGCGAUAUCUCUGAUUUCACAGAACAAUCUCUCAAAGGACGUUAUGAUUUCACGAUUCAUCAGGGGUACCUUUAAAAAAAGGCCAACAAGACCAAAAUAUGCGGAGACUUGGAACACAGAACAGGUGCUCACAUAUGUUGAAACUAUUGAAGAUAUUAAUAAGUUGCGGCUGAAAGAGUUGUCAGAAAUACUAACUACUCUUCUUAUACUGAUUACUGCGCAUAGGAUGCAAACACUGGCUCUCAUCAAUAUUAAAGAUAUUACAAGAUCAUCCACAGGUUUAAGCAUUAAAAUACCAGAUCUUAUAAAAACUUCAAGACCUGGAAAAGAGCAACCAAUCUUGACGGUACCUUUCUUUAAAGAAAGAGAAAAACUCUGUGUAGCAUCAAUCAUGCUAAAAUACCUGGAGAGAACUGAAAACCUGAGGUCUAACUCAGAUAAACUUUUUAUCUCAACAAUAAAACCCCAUAAACCGGCAAGUGCACAAACUAUCAGUCAUUGGAUCAAGUCGCUACUUGAGAAAGCAGGAAUAGAUAUUAGCACCUUCACAGCUUAUAGUAUAAAGCACGCGGCAGUUUCUAAAGCUUGUAAACAAGGUUUGGAUGUGGACACGAUCAGAAGAACCGCCGGUUGGUCUGCUGGAUCAACGGUCUUCGCCCGUUUUUAUAAUCGUCCAAUACAGCCUGCAAGUGAUUCUUUUGCUAAUACAAUCAUAAAUAAAAAUACGUAA